UGGUGGACUGAACGAAAUGGAGAGAGCUGAUUGGUAUGAUUGCUGAAAGUGACACCACAGAUUACCCAUGCGAAGUGUUACCAAAGGAGCGGAGGAUGAGAUUGUUAUCUCCGGGAUGUCCGGACGGUUCCCGGAGUCGGAGUCCCUGGAUGAACUCUGGAAGAACCUCAUGUCUAGGGAGGACAUGAUAAAAGUUGACGACAGACGGUGGCCAGUGGGUGUAUUUGAAGUGGACACAUUUGGAAAACUGAAGGACAUCAGCAGGUUUGAUGCCCCAUUCUUCAACUUCACCGCAGAUCAAGCUAACCAGUGUGCUCCGGAUGUCAGGGUGAUGCUUGAAGUGGCUUGGGAGACCAUUGUGGAUGCUGGGUGUGAUCCUAAGAGUUUGGAGAAUACUCCUACUGGGGUUUAUAUAGGUAAUUGCAUAGUUGAAGCGGGAGAAGCGCUUACAAACAAUGUUAACACCAUCACAGCUACUGGACUACUCAACAGCAUGCAUACAUCCCUCCCCAACAAGAAAGUAAGCACCUUCACUGGAGCUCCUCCAGAUACGGCUGUAAUGGCGAUGAAAAGGGGCGACAUAUCAGCAGCACUCAUCGGAGGCUGUAACCUCAACCUCAAACCUCAGGCGACUGUAGCCCUGCACCGCAUGAACAUGGUCUCAGGAGGGAGGGGAUGCCGUGUUUAUGAUAAAUCAGCUGAUGGGUACAGUAGAGCAGAGUGUAUCUCUCUCGUUCUUCUUCAGUGGCGAAGUCAAGCAAAACGUAUUUAUGGCCGGAUAGUAAACAGUGUAACGAAUAACGAUGGGUUCAAGGAGGAAGGGAUUAUAUUUCCAGAUUCAAGGAGUCAGAUCUCACUACUAAGAGAAGCGUACAAGGGGACGUGUGUAGCGGAAGAGGAUGUGGUGUAUGUAGAGGCUCACGGAACAGGUACUCAGGCUGGGGACACCCAGGAGUGCCUUGCUGUGGACAAUUUCUUCUGCAGUAAACGGAGCAAGGAUAAGCCCCUUCUGAUUGGAUCCAUCAAGUCUAACCUGGGGCACGCUGAGCCCGCCUCCGGUGUAGCAAGUCUCUGCAAAGUCCUGAUGUCCUAUACUAAAGGUGUCAUACCACCAAACAUCCAUCUGAACGAGAUCAACCCAAAGUUGGAGGCUGUAAUCCAGGGCCGACUUAAGAUUGUGACAGAGCCCACACCGUUGGAAGGUAACGGGCUGGUCUCUCUGAACGCCUUUGGAUUCGGGGGUUCCAACGCUCACGUGAUCCUACUGCCCAAUGAAAAUGAGGAGAAGAGCCGAGAAGUGGACGUUUUCUUCGUAAAUGGCAGAACACCCACCGCUGUGUCAAAUAUGCUGGAUCUCGCAACUCAGGAACCCAAGAAAGCUCACACAAGUGUCAGCGAGGAGGAAGAUAUUCAUGCAUUUCUGCACGAGGAGCCCAUCACAGCUACCAACAAUUAA
This is a messenger RNA of Bolinopsis microptera, 1456 nucleotides long. RefSeq names its product fatty acid synthase-like. The record is from RefSeq and is a predicted model, not a curated record. The transcript is spliced from 12 exons. Gene Ontology annotation, biological process: fatty acid biosynthetic process. Gene Ontology annotation, molecular function: fatty acid synthase activity. The coding region runs from base 68 to 1456 and encodes 462 amino acids. Lineage: Eukaryota; Metazoa; Ctenophora; Tentaculata; Lobata; Bolinopsidae.